AUGAGCGGAACACACUUUUACCUCACGCUUCCGAGCAAUGCGUCCCUGGACGUUUUCCCCGAUAACAAAACAACCGAAUAUCGUGUAAAAUUACCGCAACCCAUUGAUUUGGAUGGCAAUUGGGAAGUCGGACUGUACUCUAUUUCCUAUCCCCACACAUGGUAUACCCUGCGGGAUAUUAAUGCGGAUACUCACUUCUAUUAUUUGGGUCCUACCGAUAGAUGGAUAUCAUCUGCGACCAUAAAGUACGGACACUAUAGAACUAUGGAAGAGUUCACUAAAGGUAUAAAUGAUGCUCUGAAACAAGAGAUCGGUAAUAAUACUGACAUACAUCUAACGUACGGUGCCUUAACGGGAAAAGUGACCGUUCACUUGAAACCCAAAUGCAAACUCGGGUUACCAAACAAAUUGUCCCUUAUCCUGGGAUUCGGUGGAAAAGAGGUGAAAAUUGACAAAACGGGCGAAAGUCCUCACGUAGUAGAUUUAAAUAUCUUUUCGACGAUCUACACAUACUGCAAUAUCGUUCAACCGCAGAUCGUUGGAGAUACGAGUGCGCAAUUACUUCGAAGCAUUCCCGUCGAAGGAAAGUAUGGUGAUUUCGUUACGAACACGUUUACCAACAUACAAUACGUGCCUGUCCAAACGAAAUCCUUUGGAGACGUGAAAAUUCUUUUAAGGAACGACACGGGCGAUCCCGUGCCAUUCGAACGUGGGAAUGUCAUAGAGACACUACAUUUCAGACAGCAUACUUAUUUUACCUGA
Molecule: messenger RNA, 762 nt
Organism: Paramuricea clavata
Lineage: Eukaryota; Metazoa; Cnidaria; Anthozoa; Malacalcyonacea; Plexauridae
Source: the annotation of a GenBank genome assembly